Paramecium octaurelia is the source of this 1185-nucleotide messenger RNA. Lineage: Eukaryota; Ciliophora; Oligohymenophorea; Peniculida; Parameciidae. The record is from the annotation of a GenBank genome assembly.
AUGAACAAUAGCAAGUCGAUGAAAAUUAAAAAAUCAACAGAAAAAGGAUUUGAUCUUGAAUCCUGCUUCUUAAAAGGUGAGUCAGAUCACUAAGACGGAUACAUUAAAGAUGCUGAUUAUUAUUUUGAUUCAUAUUCUCAUUUCAGCAUCCAUGAGGAAAUGCUUAAAGACAAGAUCAGAACAAAAGCUUAUCAAAAUGCCAUUCUUAAGAACAAAGUAACUAUAUUAGCUUACAAGUCUAGCAACUUUUCCAAAAUAAAAUAGUAUUAGAUGUAGGUGCAGGAACAGGCAUUCUCUCUAUUUUUGCAGCUUAAGCUGGAGCUAAACAUGUCUAUGCAGUUGAGAAUGCUAACAUAGCAAUUCAUGCAAAAAAGAUAAUUAGUGAUAAUGGACUCAGUGAAUAAAUUACUAUUGUAAAAGGAAAGAUAGAAGAGAUUGAAUUACCAGUUGAAAAAGUGGACAUCAUCAUUUCUGAAUGGAUGGGGUAAAUAAAAUAAACUAAAAUUUAGUUACUUUCUUCUUUAUGAGUCAAUGUUGGACUGUGUACUUUAUGCAAGAGACAAAUAUUUGGCACCUGAUGGUCAUAUGUUCCCAGAUAAAGCCAUUAUGUACUUGGCUACCAUUGAGGAUGAUGAAUACAGAAAGUCAAAAAUUGAUUUCUGGUAAAAGUCAUGUGUUAUUCUUUAAUAGGGAUAAUGUGUAUGGUGUGAACAUGAGUUGCAUUAAAUAAUGGGCACUCCGAGAACCUUUGGUGGAUUGCUGCAAUCCUGAACAAAUCAACUCAAAUUCCUGUCCUAUUUUUGAAAUCGAUCUGAAGACUGUUAAAGUUGAUGAAUUGGAUUUUAGUCAUCAAUAUCUUUUGAAAGUUCAAAAAGACGAUUAUGUUCAUGCUUUGGUUGGAUGGUACAUAUUUAUAACAAUAUUGAAAGGUUUGAUGUCUCUUUUUCAAGUUGUCAUGUUCCUGUCAGAUUGACUACUUCUCCUUAUGCAGAAAGUACUCACUGGAAAUAAACUGUAUUUUAUAUUGAAGAGCCAAUGGCUGUUAAGAAUAAUGAUAUUAUCUCUGGAAGUAUUGCAGUGAAAAAGAAUGCAUAAAAUCCAAGACAUUUAGAUAUUAAGAUUUCGUAUCAUUUGGAAAAUGUGUAUGGAAAAAACGAGCAAGUUGUGUUGUAUAGACUUAGUUGA